AUGUUUACCCAAAAGAUAUCUGACCAACUGGACUCUAAAGGUGCUCCUUUGUGGCGUCAGGACCAUACCAACUUGUUUCAUGGCAUAGAGUCCAAAGGUGAUAGCGCGAUGUUCAAAAGUUCGGUGAGCAAGCUAGGAUCUGCUUUGGAGAGCAAUAGAUUGACUGUUUUGCCAGACAGCAAACAAGCCCCUGGCAAUGAGAUGGGACGCAUCAAAGCAGCGGCUCGAGCAGCAAGUGCGCCAGGAAUGAUAUCCUUGGGAGCAGGUGCUCCACCAGAAGUAUAUUUCCCGUUUGAAAGCAUCCAACUCCAAGUCUCGAACGCGAUCGGCAAGGCAGGUGAUGCAGGAAAAGAUUUAUCUAUGCUUAGUCUGGCAAAAUAUGACUUUCAGCCCGGCAUCAAUGACUAUAGUCUUGACGUUGCCUUAAACUAUGGCCAGGGCAGUGGCUCUGCACAAAUGCUUCGCUUUGUCACUGAGCAUACUGAACUCGUUCACAACCCUCCAUAUCUGGACUGGGCAUGCUGCAUGACAGUCGGCAGUACCUCAGCAUGGGAUUCGACCUUAAGAAUUUUCUGCGAGAAAGAUGAUUAUAUCAUUGUGGACAAGUAUUCUUUCUCUAGCGCUUUGGAGACAGCCUGGGCACUUGGUAUCAAAACUCUGCCUGUGGCAAUGGAUGACCAAGGGCUACUUCCAGAUGAUUUGGACAAACUUCUCUCGACGUGGAAGCCAGAAAAGCGUAAUGCUCGAAAGCCAUUCCUUCUUUACAUGGUCCCGACCGGCCAGAAUCCAACUGGUGCCACGCAAUCCCUCGAACGCCGGAAAGCCAUUUACGCCGUUUCUCGGAAGCAUAAUCUCUACAUUGUAGAAGAUGAGCCAUACUACUAUUUACAAUUACCCUCUUUCAAUUCUUUGGGUUCUUCCUACAGCGAAUCCAAAGCUUGUGAGCUCAUUCCAUCCUACCUGAGCCUGGAUGUCGAUGGACGAGUUUUGCGCCUUGACUCGCUUUCAAAGGUUCUCGCCCCGGGUUCAAGGAUGGGCUGGGUUACAGCAUCUGAGCAAGUGGUCGAAAAGUUUAUUCGGUUAAAUGAAUCGUCUUCUCAACACCCCAGUGGCUUCUCACAGGCUAUCAUCUACAAACUUCUCAAUCACCAUUGGGGUCAUUCCGGCUUUUUCAAAUGGCUCGCGAAUAUACAGUCCGAAUAUGCGUGGAGAAGAGAUGCUCUGUUACAGGCUUGUGAGAAAUAUCUUCCCAAGGAUAUUGUCAGCUGGGUUCCAUCCCAUGCAGGCAUGUUUCAAUGGAUUGAGAUAAAUUGGAAGUCUCAUCCUACGUACAAAUCUGGUUCUGGGCAUCAAGCGAUCCAGGAUGCCAUCUUUGCAUCCGCUGUUGAACAGAAGGUCUUCUUGACACCGGGUACCUGCUUUUGGUCUGACAUAGAUUCAAAAGAGGACCAGAUGUUCUUUCGCGCUACUUAUGCUUCAGCUUCUCAAGGGGAUCUUACGGAAGCCGUCCGGAGAUUUGCGAACGCGAUCCAGUGUCAAUUUUCAUAA
Penicillium nucicola is the source of this 1548-nucleotide messenger RNA. RefSeq lists its product as uncharacterized. The record is from RefSeq and is a predicted model, not a curated record. The transcript is spliced from 6 exons. Lineage: Eukaryota; Fungi; Ascomycota; Eurotiomycetes; Eurotiales; Aspergillaceae. Gene Ontology annotation, molecular function: aromatic-amino-acid:2-oxoglutarate transaminase activity; L-2-aminoadipate:2-oxoglutarate transaminase activity; pyridoxal phosphate binding. Bases 1 to 1548 code for a protein of 515 amino acids. Gene Ontology annotation, biological process: aromatic amino acid catabolic process; L-tyrosine biosynthetic process.